This is a messenger RNA of Puntigrus tetrazona (Sumatra barb), 4476 nucleotides long. RefSeq names its product phosphodiesterase 6A, cGMP-specific, rod, alpha (gene pde6a). The record is from RefSeq and is a predicted model, not a curated record. Gene Ontology annotation, molecular function: 3',5'-cyclic-nucleotide phosphodiesterase activity; protein binding. The transcript has 22 exons. Lineage: Eukaryota; Metazoa; Chordata; Actinopteri; Cypriniformes; Cyprinidae. Gene Ontology annotation, biological process: signal transduction. Bases 579 to 3158 code for a protein of 859 amino acids.
UCUAUUUUUACUGAAGAAAACCUUAUAUUACUAUUAGUAUAAAAUAUCUAUCUUUGCUUUUAACUCAAUUUUAUGUGUACUGUCUUCUAUUUGAACAUUAUAUAUUCAUUUUCUGGAUGAACAGAAAAUUCAAAAUAACAGCUAGAUAUUAUAAAGGUGUUACAAAUGAGCUUUGCUAAAUAAAUAUAUGUAAAAAAUAUUUUUUUUGCAAGGAUUCAACUGAACGGGACCCUCGUGUACAUAAUAUUGAAGGGAACUGAAAGCUCUUGAAAUAUUAGUUGUAUUUUUGCACUAAAUUAGUGACAAUUCUGGCGAGCGACAACCUAAAGUUCUUCAUUUCCAGAUGUUCUAAGAGUACCGACACAUGCUUAAAUGCGUUCUGUGACUGCUGUCAGGUGAAUGUCAUAAUCCUAAUUGCUACUGGACGCAGGAUUAUGAGCCGACACACACACACACACACGCCUCUUUAAAACCAUCUCCAAUAAUCCCAAAUGCUUCACACCGUCCUGCUGCCCAGGUGCAAAGGACACCGCAGAAGCUUUGGCCAAUCUAAGCACUUCACCGAUAGCUAAGAAAGCAUGGCUGCCGUGGACAAGGAUGUGGCCGAGAAAUUUUUGGACAGCAAUCCAACAUUCGCCAAGCAGUACUACGACUCCAGGUUCCGGGCGAAGGUCGUGUCUGACCUGCUAGCGACCACAAAGAAAACGGAGGUGGACAUCAGCUCUUACCACGACCUGAGCUCCAUUGAAGAGUGCGAGAUCAUUUUCGAUAUGGUGCGGGACAUGCAGGAAAACCUGCAGAUGGAGAGAGCCGUGUUCAACCUCAUGAGGCACCUCACGUUCAUUAUGCGAGCCGACCGCAUGAGCCUCUUCAUGUACCGCCAGAGGAACGGCAUAGCCGAACUGGCCACGCGAAUCUUCAACGUCCAUAAAGAUGCCACACUGGAGGAGUGUCUGGUGCCACCGGACAGUGAGAUCGUGUACCCGCUGGACACGGGCAUUGUGGGACACGUGGCCACCUCCAAGAAAACCGUCAACGUACCUGAUGUCACAAAGGACAGCCACUUCAGUGACUUCGUAGACACCCUCACAGAGUACGAGACCAAAAACGUGCUCGCGACUCCCAUCAUGAACGGCAAGGACAUGGUGGCCGUAAUGAUGGCGGUCAACAAGAUUGGCGCCCCCCAUUUCACUGCUCAGGACGAAGAGACGCUGAAGAAAUAUCUCAACUUUGCCAAUCUUGUGCUUCGGGUUUUUCACCUGAGCUACCUGCACAACUGUGAAACCAGACGAGGACAGGUGUUGCUCUGGUCUGCCAGCAAAGUGUUUGAGGAGCUGACCGAUAUUGAAAGACAGUUCCACAAGGCCCUCUAUACAGUCCGAGCCUUCCUCAACUGUGACCGCUACUCUGUGGGCCUCCUCGACAUGACCAAAACUAAAGAGUUCUUCGAUCUUUGGCCCGUACUGAUGGGAGAGGUGGCCCCUUAUAGCGGGCCAAAGACCCCUGAUGGCAGAGAAGUGAUUUUCUACAAAGUGAUUGAUUACAUAUUGCACGGAAAGGAGGACAUCAAAGUAAUUCCUAACCCUCCAGCUGACCACUGGGCAUUAGUAAGCGGACUUCCCACCUACGUUGCAGAGAACGGCCUGAUCUGUAAUAUCAUGAACGCCGCUGAAGACGAGUUCUUUGACUUUCAAAAAGAGCCUCUGGAUGAAUCUGGAUGGACAAUAAAGAAUGUACUCUCUUUGCCCAUCGUAAACAAGAAAGAGGAAAUUGUUGGCGUGGCCACAUUCUAUAACAGGAAAGAUGGAAAGCCUUUUGAUGACAUGGACGAAACACUAAUGGAGUCGCUCACUCAGUUCCUGGGCUGGUCAGUCCUAAAUACAGACACAUAUGACAGGAUGAACAAGCUGGAAAAUCGCAAGGACAUCUUUCAGGACAUGGUCAUGUACCACGUCAAGUGCAGGAAAGAUGAGAUUCAGAAUAUCUUGAACACACGUGAGUUGUAUGACAAAGAACCUGAUGAAUGUGACGAGGACGAGCUGGAGGAUAUUCUGUAUGACACACUGCCAGACUCAGAGGAAUCCGAGAUCUUUGAGUUUCACUUCUGUGACUUUGAGUUCAGUGAGCUGGACCUGGUGAAGUGUGGCAUCAAGAUGUACUAUGAGCUGGGUGUGGUAGACAAGUUCCAUAUUCCACGUGAGACCCUGGUGCGCUUUGUGUACUCGGUCAGUAAAGGUUACAGGAAGAUCACCUACCACAACUGGAGGCAUGGCUUCAACGUGGGCCAGACCAUGUUUACACUGCUCAUGACAGGUGACCUGCAGCGCUACUAUACGGACCUGGAGAAGAUGGCAAUGGUGACCGCUGGACUCUGUCAUGAUAUUGACCACCGUGGCACUAACAACCUUUACCAGAUGAAGUCUGGGAAUCCACUGGCAAAGCUGCAUGGUUCCUCCAUUCUCGAGAGGCACCAUCUGGACUUUGGAAAAACUCUGCUUAGAGAUGAGGCCUUAAAUAUCUACCAGAAUCUGAACCGAAGACAGCAUGAAACCGUCAUCCAUUUGAUGGACAUAGCUAUCAUCGCAACAGACUUGGCCUUGUAUUUCAAGAAAAGGGCCAUGUUUCAGAAAAUUGUGGAUCAGUCCAAGACCUACGAGAGCUGGGACGCUUGGACCAAAUACAUGAUGUUAGAAACGACUCGGAAAGAGAUUGUCAUGGCUAUGAUGAUGACUGCCUGCGAUUUGUCAGCUAUUGCCAAGCCAUGGGAGAUUCAGAGCAAGGUGGCGUUGUCCGUCGCUGCAGAAUUCUGGGAGCAGGGUGACCUGGAGAGGACAGUGCUGGAGCAGCAGCCUAUUCCCAUGAUGGACCGGAACAAAGCGGACGAACUUCCCAAACUGCAGUGUGGUUUUAUUGAUUUCGUCUGUUCUUUCGUUUACAAGGAGUUCUCUCGCUUCCACGUAGAGAUCACGCCCAUGUUAGAGCGUCUGCUGAACAACAGGAAGGAGUGGAACGCUCUGAAGGAAAUUCAUGAGGCCAAGGUAGCCAAGCUGGAAGAGGCUAAAAAAGCUAAAGAGGAAGCAGGUGGUGUCGCCUCAGCUGCUAAACAAGGAAACUCGGUCCAGGCCCCAUCUCAGUCCAAGACCUGUGUCAUUUCCUAGACGUCAAACUGCACAGUAACGGACAAUAAGAAUGUAUGACAAUGUACCCAUAACUCGAAGCGCUUUUAUUAUUUCUCUCCGCAGGAUGUCCUGUUACAAUUAUUUGCACUAGUCUUAAAGGCAGAGGUAAAAAAAAAAAUCUUUUAGUGUGAAUAACAGUCCGCUGCAAUGUCUCAGUGGUGACACCAGGUUUCGUAAAGUUCUACUUUAGUGUCAAUGGCUGAAAAUGUACAGAAUGGAGAAUUCUAAAUACUAAAUAAUGUAUCCAUGGGAGUAUAGCGUGAAUAGAUUUAGAAAGUCCGUGUUACUUUUUUCAUGAUUUAUACGUAGAAACGUAUCAAUAAAUAUAAAACGAGAAAUUUUUGAGCCUAGCCUUGUUUUUUGUUUUUUUAAAGCUUUUGUAACGGUGUUGCUGUGCAAAAUAAGACUUCUGCCCCUCGGAUGCAGUGCUCGCAGAUACACGUGUGUGUGUGUGUGUGUGUGUGUGUGCACUAGUGCUAACUGUCCCACUGGGACAUACAUAACAGUCUUACAAAAGCAUUGGAUAACACCUAGGGGGUGUUGGCCUAAUCGACUGGGAAGGAUGAGAGCUGAUUGGCAGCACGGCAAAAAGAGGCGGGCUCUUGGUAGCAUUUACGUCAUGUCACAGACGCAGUCAGUGCACGUCAAUGGCUAUGAUGUCACGUCUUCUGCUACAUUUACCUCACUUUCACAGCAAAGAGGUGGAGUCCAGAAAAUCUGCAACCCCUGCAAAAGCCAAAAUUAGCUCUGACGUGACAGCAAAUACACACACCUACUCAGAUAGAUGUGCAUCCCCUCACACACACACACACACACACACACAGAGUGCCGUAGGGAAUGAUUAUUCUGACAUCUGAAUCACAAACCAACAGAGCGGCAAAUUGCCACCAGCUCUCCGAAUGGCUGCAUUAACAGUGCUCUCAUUCAGCAUGUUCUGCUACAUACCCUCAGUGAAAGGAACCGCCACAAUUAGCUUCACUAUCUAAAAUUGUAGGCGCUCUGCAUGGAUACAACACAGGAUGCCAUUUGCCAUUGGCUGGCUUUUCAAUGCGGCAACCAAUCAGACGGUCUCCAGCUGAGCUGUUCUGUUUAUGCAAUGCGUAAUGUCAUUUGGAGCAUGUGAAAGAUAGUGACAGCCUUAAAGCAAGUGCUGCUGGGAUUUUUUAAAUCUUUUCCCGAGCUGCUAUUCAGCAUUUGUUCCAGGAAUAGCAUUAAAUUCUGCAGGAGAUAUCAUUGCAGUUUACUGCAGCAUUUAUUUGCCAUAAAUAACAGGAAUGCAGUGCACGAAUGAAUCAGG